Molecule: messenger RNA, 1182 nt
Organism: Sparassis crispa
Lineage: Eukaryota; Fungi; Basidiomycota; Agaricomycetes; Polyporales; Sparassidaceae
Exons: 5
Coding region: 1-1182 (393 amino acids)
Source: RefSeq, a predicted model, not a curated record
AUGUCCACCUCCACCCAAUCCUCGCCCUCGUCGCCAGCGCAGGACUCUACGUUCUCAAUCCUACAUCCCGAUGGACCCACGCCCACCCUCCUGGACGAGAGUUUUUUCGAGCACGACUAUCCCCGCGACCCUGAUGCGUUCUGUUCUUUUGCAGAACGUCUCGAGCACGAUGCAGAGGCGUCACGACCAUAUCUACGUGCUGGUAGCCCCUAUCCCAUUCAUGUCGUCGCCCGUUGGCGUUCGCUCGAUUUCCCGUGGCUCAGUCCGGGCUCUGGAUCACCCGCUCACCGUGGUGUACCUCCAGAAAUGUGCAGCGGGGCGUUCGUGAAGGAGGACGCGAAUAUUACUAUCACUCUCACACGUCCUCUUCAGACUGGUUUCUGCAAGUGGGCGCAGGUCUGGUGCGCUAACCUGCGCUGGUGUGCACCUCAUGAGGACGCUACGUCGAACUCAGAGUCGGAUAGAGGUGCUCACGUUGUGGUCAAGAUAUUUCAGGAGAGCGCUUUCCGUCCUCCAGAGUACUUUGACGAGGAUGGUAUCGAAUCAGGGUAUUGGCGCACCGGAGCUAAGCAGGCGAGAGCGGAAGCGUUGGCAUACGUGUGCAUGAUGUCACUCCAAGGACGUGAAGUUCCGUGGUCAUAUGGAUUCUUCAAGGUCAGGCUCCCACAUGGUGAGCUCGCGUACGCGCACGUCAUGGAAUUCGUCGAUGGGAAGGCCGGGGGGCUCACCCGCCUCCGAAAUUGCACCAGCCAGGACCUCUGGACAGUAAUGGACGCGAUGGCAUCCUGCCUGUAUGCCGUCAUCAAAUGCGGGGUCGUGCAGAAGGACGUCACCUGCGAGAACAUCAUCAUCCGGCCAGGCGCCGCUCAGCCUGUCGUGUUCGUCGACUUCGCCGCCAUGCAGUCGCUGCGGUCACCAAGUGUGGGCCCGGUGCGGGACCCCGAGCUGAUCGAGUGGGACAUCUCCAACGACGUCGCGUCCUUGAUCCGUGCUUUUCGUAAGAUGGCGGUGCAGAUGUCCGACAUCGCGGCGUGGCUGGAGGAUCGCGCGCACCGGGGCGCGCCCUGGACGCGGCUGUUCGCGUUCCUCACCGAGAAGAUGCCCAGGUGGUAUGACCUGUUCGCCAUCGAGACGGACGAAUUCAUUGCGCUUAACCCGGAGGUCGAGCAGGAGGCGCGGUGA